This is a messenger RNA of Malaclemys terrapin pileata, 3560 nucleotides long. It is a transcript of the gene DNAJC22, whose product is annotated as DnaJ heat shock protein family (Hsp40) member C22. The coding region runs from base 1044 to 2060 and encodes 338 amino acids. Gene Ontology annotation, biological process: endocytosis. Gene Ontology annotation, cellular component: early endosome; plasma membrane. The record is from RefSeq and is a predicted model, not a curated record. NCBI's taxonomy places the organism in Eukaryota, Metazoa, Chordata, Testudines, Emydidae. The transcript has 3 exons.
GUCCAGUUUCCAGGCAGAGGUGUCACCUGGCCUCACCCCACUCCUGGCUCAGGUAUCUCCCUCGAGUGAAGUCCCCCCUGCUCUCCCAUCCCCCAUGCAGACAGUCCCAGUAAAACUCCCCUGAGACAUCCCCAGGUCAAUCCGCCUGCUCCCCGCUCUGUCACACCUGGGGUGCACAGGGCCCUGGCCAGGAGGGGAGCAGAUGGGGGGGCGGGGGCCGCGCCCGGCUUCACACUCGAAGGCAAAGAGCUCCAUCUGCUGCUUCCCAGAUGCAGCGGAGGCUGCACAUUCCCACGGCCCCGCGGGGCGGAUGGCUCCGAGCCGGGGCGGAUGGCUCCGAGCCGGGGGACAGCGUGGGGGAGCCCAGUGGUUAGAGGUCGGGGCACGACUCCUGCCUCGCCUGGCCCACACGGCAGGUGCAGGGGCGCCCGAGCACACGGCCCCACGAGACCAGGGCAGGGCUCAGGGCCUUGGUGUGGAAAAUCCAGGUGAUGGGAGGAAACGACCCGCACGGGCUUAGAGCCAGCUCGGAGCCGGGGUCGGCAGCGAACCCGGGCCCCGAGCGGGGGCGGGAGGGACAUGCUGGCCCCACAGCUCAGGCCCUGGGGCAGGGCUGCAGCGCCUAGCGGAGGAGUGAGGGUCAGGAGUCUCUGUCUUUCCACCAGACAUUUCCAGGGGCCUCACUGACGCCCGCUCCGCUCCCCCCCAGGCCCCCAGGGCAGCAGAGGCUGCUGGGAAGGCCGGUGCCCUUUGACCAGUGGGUGCAGCCAGAAUCCAGCUCUCGCCGAGCCCCACUGAGUCAGCGCCCGGACUCAUGGCACAUGGGCAAAGUCUAACCCGGGGAGCGCGGGGAGCAGGGGACCAAAGUCCUGGUGGCCCAGCCCCCUCCCUGCCCUGCAGCCUGCCUGGGUGGUCGUGCAGCGAGGGUGACAGGACACCUGCAGUUCUGCCAGCAGCCAGCGGGGGGCAUCGCAGCGGGAUGAUGUCGCACCCCCCCAGCCCGGCAUUGGAGCCCAUGUGAGCCGCCCCCCCGCACACACACGAUGGCCAAGCGGCUCCUGGUGACCUACGCCCUGUGGGCGCUGGGGGGCCCCGUCGGGCUGCACCACGUCUACCUGGGCCGGGACAGCCACGCCCUGCUGUGGAUGCUAACCCUGGGGGGCUUCGGGGUGGGCUGGCUCUGGGAGUUCUGGCAGCUCCCCGGCUGGGUGGCACGAGCCAAUGACGCCCAGGAGCCGCAGCCCCGCAGCCCGGAGCCCCCGGCCCUCAGCCCCGUGCGCUUCUUCGGCCAGGUCCUGGUGGGGAUCUACUUCGGGCUGGUGGCGCUGAUCGGCCUCUCCUCCCUGGCUGGCUUCUACCUGCUGGCCCUGCCGCUGGCCGUGGGCCUGGGGGUGCAUGUGGUGUCCAGCGUGGGCGACCAGACCUCGGAUCUCAGGAGCACCCUGGUGGCGGCCUUCCUCACCUCCCCCGUCUUCUACGGCCGCGCCCUGGCCAUCCUGCCCGUCAGCCUGACGGCCAGCGUGACCGCCCAGCAGUGCCGGCGCUACAAACCCUGCCGGGGCACCCGCACGACGCUGCGCGCCCGGCUGUACCACCUGGGCCUGGCCUAUCUGGCCUUCACCACCCCGCUGGCCUACUGCGCCUUCUGCAACACAGCCGCCACCGCCCGCUACGUGGCCGACGCCAUUGGCACCGUCUUGGGUUGGCUCAGUUUCUUCCCGGCCCUGGGCAGCUUCCUGGAGCAGCUCCUCCUCCUGCCCUACCGCGCCUGGAGGCUGCUGACGGAGGGUGCAGGCUUCGCGGCCGGCUCCUUCCAGGAGUGGGAGAAAGUCUAUGAGUUUGUGCAGAGCUUCCAGAGUGAGCGGCAGCAGCUGGCGUACAAGUCCAGUGGGGUCAUUUCUCUUUGCAACCCCUCAGGUCUUGGGCCUCCGGGAUGGUGCCCCCGUGGAGGAGAUUCACAAGAGUUACCGGGAGCUGGUGAAACUUUGGCACCCGGAUCACAACCGCCACCGGGCGGAGGAGGCCGAGAGACGGUUCAUCGAGGUGCAGGCCGCCUAUGAGAGCCUCAUGCAGCCGAGGAAAGCCAAACCCGCAUGAGGGGCAGCAGCCUUUGUGGGGGAGGCCAAGCUGCCGCACCCCUCCCACGGCUUUGCAGUUGGAGAAUGUGCCUGCUUUCUCCACCCAGCCCCCAGGCACUUCUUGGGGACGGCAUGAGAACCAGGAAGUGAAACUGACCGGACUAGGUUUGCUCUCACAAGCAGAGUGAAAUGCAAAACAGCGACCCAGGUGCGAAGGAAAACGGCCCGGCUGAGCGGCAGUAACCUCAGCUGUUCCUCUCAAUCCUGACGUUGCGGCAGAGACGGACAGGGCACCGGGCUGGCACAUUGCACUGGGCAGCAAGAGAGACGCUUUCCCCCUCCCCCUUCCUGAGGGGGCAGGUGGCUCACUGGAUGGCAACUCGUGGCCUAUGCGAAGGGGACUGGCCAUCAGCCCUCCUGGGUGCUGUGCCUAGCUCUGCUGCUGAGUCAUCGCGUGACGUGGUGCCAGCCAUGUCUCCUGUCCGGGUAAAAGGGGGCCAGUGCCUGGUCCCCAGGUGGGGUUUGAGGUGACUGGUUUCAAAGUGCUUUGAGAUCCAGGGAUGGAAGGUGGCCGAGAUGGGCCGGGGCUCAUGAGAAACCAGGGACGGGGGACAAAUUAUCAGAAGAGUCUCAAUGAAAUGGCCAAAAGUGCUCCAGACCUGUCGCUCCCAUUAAGAACAGUAGAGUGUGGAUCGGGCCCAGGGCGUGUCAUAAAGCAGGGUUCUUCCGUUGUAAUUUUUGAGGGCUGUCGCUUAGUCUAGUGGCUGGAGCAGUGGCAUGGGAGCCAGGAACAUGGUUCUAGUCCGGGCUCUGCCACUGACCUUCUUGGGCAAGUCACUUGAUCCCUGUUUCCCUUCCCACUCGGUGUCUGUCCUGUCUGUUUAGACUGCCCGCUCUUCAGGGCAGGGACCGGUAAUGCUGCAUGUCGCUGCCGACACCCCUCCCUGCUGAGCUCCAGCAUUCUCAGGGCCAGCCCCAUGGCUCGCAUGUAGGGGCUGGCGUUGCAUCAGCAAUGUUUUAUAGCUGACCGGGCAAACAUACACCUGCUUUUGAUUUACCAGCCGCUCCUGGGCCCUUCUGAACUGUUCCAACGGGCCAGAGUCCAUGUGCGGCCGGGGCCAACGAGCAGCUCCCACGCACGGCUGGGGCCAAAGACCGACAACAUCACGUCGCUGCCGACUGCCCUCGGACCAAACUUGGCGGUGGCCUGGGGACUCUGCACUUUGCUGCCACAAGCCCUGCAGCUGAUAAGAAGGGCGAGGACGGUCUUUUACCCUGCGUUUGGACAGCACCGAGCUCUGCUCUGGGCCUGCCGGCCGCUUGUCCUACAAAUAAACAGCACCAAUGAAGCACUUUGGGUUGAAUGUGGGAACGAUGCAUUGAUAUUUGAUGUCGUUGUGAUGCCCUGGGUGCCCAGUAGGUGUCGGCAUCAGGCUGCAGAUGGAAAGAGGAGAACCAAAAAUAAAGGAAAUAAAGAACUGA